GAAUAGAUUGGUCGGUGGAUGAAAUAAGUUGAAUUAUCACGGCACUCAGUUAUACUCGAGUCCGCCAUAUCGCCAUAUCUACAGAAAUACAAAGAGUCUGGCCCAGAAAGGAUUGACGCCAUAAAAGAUUAAAUAAAAUAUAAAUAUCAGAAUUACAGAACAGAAAAAUUAAAAAAGAAAGAAUCAUGCAUAUGCGAACUCCUGUCUGUAAGGAGCUCAUUAUUGCGUUCUAUUUCGAAAACCUUACCUGUUAAACGUUUAAUUCGGUGAAGUACAAUUAAAUUGAAUGGUGGAUCCGCCUGGUACAUGUUGAGAUCUAUUAAAUUUUUGAAGCACAUCGAUUGAAAUACGAGGUUUACAUAUGUUGACUUUGCCAGAACUAGUUUUAUGUGAAGUCGGGAAUAAAUAGGAAUUUCCAUGGAGCUCUAAUUAGCAGGGAUGUGGAUAGAUAAGAGGAUUAUUUGGUGUUUUUGAUUGUAAAAAAUGGACGCGAUUCGUAAACAGGCAAGCAAAUUGCGGGAGCAAGUCGCCAAGCAGCAACAGGCAGUUCUCAAGCAGUUUACUGGACAUGGAUAUGGGAAUGAUGCAGUUGUCACUGAUGAGGCAGAACUUCUUCAUCAUCAACAACUUGAAAGGCUCUAUAUUUCUACUCGAGCAGCCAAGCAUUUUCAGCGUGAUGUUGUGCGAGGCAUUGAAGGCCUCAACUCUGCAGGCACAAAACAGAUGGAAUAUGCAACAAAGUUAGCUGAUGACUGCAUCAAAUAUGCAAAUGAUGGCCCUAAUUCAAAUACAGCACUUGCUAGAGUUUCACUAUACUUUGGGAAUUCUCGCAAUUCAAUGGAGAAAGAGAGGGAUAAGUUGCAUCACACGCUUGGUGUUCAGGUUGCAGAGCCCUUACGUGCAAUGGUUAUAGGAGCACCUUUGGAGGAUGCACGGCACUUGACUCAGCGUUAUGAUCGAAUACGACAGGAAGUGGAAGCUCAGAGAGCAGAGGUUGGAAGACGGCAGCUGAAGUCUAAGGAAGCUAGUGCAACUGUAGAUAAUACAGUGAAACUGCAGGCUGCAGAAUCAAAGUUGACAGAUCUUGUAUCUACAAUGUCAGCACUUGGGAAGGAGGCAGCUUCUGCUAUGAUGGCUGUUGAAGCUCAGCAGCAACGACUUACUCUUCAACGACUUAUUGCAAUGGUGGAGGCGGAAAGAUCCUACCAUCAGUAUGUGGCAGAAGUUCUUGACAAACUUCAUGCUCAGAUGGCUGCAGAGCGUCAACGCAGUGAAACUGUAGCAGUGGGUAAGUUGACUGAUGUGUAUAUACCACCUCCAUCAUAUGAGGAGGUCAAAGCAAAUGGUUCUGGCCAUGUUGUGAUUGGAAGUGCCACCCAGAAAGCUAUGUAUUUUCUGGCAGAAGUCAUACACUCUUUUGAUGCCGAAGCGGAUGGAGAACUCAGCAUCUCUGGUGGUGAUUAUGUUGUAGUUCGUCAGGUUACACAAACGGGUUGGUCUGAAGGCGAAUCAAAGGGAAAAGCAGGAUGGUUUCCAUCCGCUUACGUGGAGCGACGUGAGAAAGCUCCAGUGAGUAAGAUAGGCGAGGCUGGCAUGGGACUUACUUGAUUACUUCUCGUGAUGCUGUUGUAAUGCGAUAUGGAAUCUGAAUGUGUUUGUCUGUGCUCUUUUGAGCAUCAGUUUUACUUGUGGAAACUUUUUCAUGUAUUCUGAUUUCCCGAGUAUGUAUAUUUUUAGCUUUCAACAAAAAGUUUAAUUUAUUCUUUUCAAGUUUUCAACCUGCCUCAUUCAAGGGAUGCCUUACAAACCUCAAAAGGUUUUUAUGUUUCAUGUCUGAAGAUUGAUCACCCUUCUACUGCCCUCUGUAAUACAAGAUGCAGUAAUUUUUUUCAAA
This is a messenger RNA of Cryptomeria japonica (Japanese cedar), 1894 nucleotides long. RefSeq names its product SH3 domain-containing protein 2. The transcript has 10 exons. Gene Ontology annotation, molecular function: protein binding. Bases 484 to 1608 code for a protein of 374 amino acids. Lineage: Eukaryota; Viridiplantae; Streptophyta; Pinopsida; Cupressales; Cupressaceae. The record is from RefSeq and is a predicted model, not a curated record.